AUGGCCCUGAAAUUGAAAUACAAGGACGAGCACGGUAUCCUGCACAUCGACAUGAGUCCAUCAACGAGUCCGGCGCGAACCGAAGAUGCGGAACGCGAAGACCUCACAGACCCAAAGUUCGACACCAUCAACAAUCGCUUCGGGAAAUAUGACCUCUUCGGAGGGAAAUACGAUGGAGGGGAGACGCCUCAAUCGCUGUUCAGAAGUCGCUACAACAGUAUAGAGGAGGAACUGGCAAACACGCCCUACGCGUUCGCGACCGACCGCUCGCUUCGUCUUACGGAGCCAGUCUUAGACAUAACUAUCAAGUCGCACAGUCACGACGCGUCGCCUUCGAACGAUAUCGAAGACGAUCGAUUCUUUAAUCGAGACAUAAGUCUCGAUUAUGGCCUGUUUGGUCCACAAAUCGAUUUUAAGGCGUCGGUGAAAACGUCCGACGAAGAAGAUCCUCCCGCGUUUACAGUGACACAAUUGAUUCACGCUCAAGAUCGAUAUUUCGAUCUAUCGACGCGUCAGAGUUUCGACAGUUCGAAAGCCGGUGUUAAGGGUAAAGUGCGGACUUUGGCGGACAGUUUCGAAGUGAAAAGUGCGCCCGGUUCGGCGAAAAAGUUUGACAGAGUUACUAAAAGUGACAAAGUAUCGGAUAAUAAUGCGUUCAAAGUGUUGUCCACUGAAACUGUGAAAAGUUUUCCGCAGUCAGCUGCAGCCAGCUUACCAACGGUGCCAAUCAAGAGAAAGCGGGAGAAAUCCUUCGCAAUUCUAGCGGAGCCCGUCGUUUCGCGUCCAACGAGUCCCCGGUCUUUGCCAGUAGAUAUUCGUUCUGGAGCAGGAAGGGUAUCGCCUUUUAAAGGGUGGGGAUUUCGAGAAGACACAUCACGGCGCAAUACUCCUAAAACCUCAGCGGUCAAUUCCAGGUGUAGUUCACCAAGUAAACAAAUCAGUUCACUAUCAAAUUCUGAAAAAAUGGCCCAAGUGGCCACAAUACCUCCACCAACAAUUUUAAGCAGACCUCGUUCUCCGAGAAACUUCCUUAAGGAGAACAUGGAGGAAAUUAAAGGGUUAAGUGAACUAAACAGAGAAAAACACGAAGCAGAGGCAGAAAAAAAGAAACAAGAAGAAGAAGAAGCUUUACUUAAAGAAAUGGGAUUAUUAAACAAAACAACUGGUAGAAGUAGAGUUGGAUCGAGAGCCAAUUCUAGAAGUAAUUCCCCAAGUAAAAUUAAUCUUAGGUCUAGAUCGAACUCUCCGUCUACUAUCUUGCAAUUUGAAAAUAAUAUACCAGUUAAAAAUAAGGAACUAGCUAGCUCCACAGGGAUUAAAUCAAAACCUUCGACGCACAGAUCUAGGAUUAGUUCAGUUUCUAAAUCACAACCUCAAUCAAAUGACGGUUCACCAAAAACAUCCAAAAUACCCAAACGGCAGAGCUCUGUGUCACCAACAAGAAGUACAAGAAACUUUGUUAACCACAGACGUCCUUUUGACAAUAAUUUAAAUAAAAAUCAACGAUUUAUUUCAAAUAGCACGAGUAGUAUUCAUGAAACUAUAAGAAUUGGUAGCCAAGUACACGAUAAAAGAACAUUAAGCCAAAGUGCGCAAUUUCUUGAUAUACCUCCAAAUAAUAUUCACAGCAAACCCCCAAUUUCACCUGGCAAAGUUGGUCCACCACCUUCAAAUCGAUCAAUUAGCUCGAAACGACUUUCACCAAUUGUUGGUACUCCUAAUAAGAGUCCUGUUGAGGAUGUUAAAUCAAACUCAGCCAAAUCCUCGCCAAAACCAUCCCCUGCAGUUAAAAAGUCUAUAAAAACUGCUAGUAGCACUCCUGUUACAUCUAGAAUAAACUCUAAACAAUCUAGCAGAACUGCAAGCAGAGAUACCAGUCCAGAAAAGAAAAUAACUACCAAUAAGCCACCUACUGUUGGUAAAAAAACUGUGCAGAAUAAAAGUGCAACUAGAACUCAAAGUAUAAGAACUUCACAAAAACCUGUCGUUUUGAACAAAGUUGAGCCUAAAAAGACAAUUACUAGAACAAGUAGUUUAAAAAGCUUAACAAGAACCCCAAGCUCCAAACACAUAAAUGGAAAACCUCCAUUAGGAAAAAGUAGGGACAAAAAAAAUGACUUAAAUGAGAAAGCGAAAUCAACCAGUAAAAUUAACGAAGUUGGUACAAAAAAGUCUUCUAUAGAAGAAUUUCAUACAACAGAAAAAGAUGUAGUUGACAGUGUUAAAUUAAACGAAGUAGAAAGUACAACUGAAGAAAAGCCUACAGAAGAUAAAGAAAUUUCUAAACAAGAUAAUGAAACUCAGUAUGAUAAAAUUACUAAUGAAAAAGGCGACUUGGUAAUUUUAACAAAAAAGAAUGUGGUAUCUAUGACAACGGCCGCGAUAACUGCACAGCCUUUGGAAGUUGUAACUACAGUUACUAACCAGUUACCGGCUGCUCUAGAAAAAGCAAGAGAAAAGGGAAUUUUCGAAAGGUUAGAUUCAAAAGAUUCAUUAAGUCCCAAAAAUGAAGAAAAGGAUGAAACUAUAUCAAAAGAAGCUACAACCAGUGAACAAAAUAUGACAUCAAAAGACACAACUGCAACUAAAGAUUCUACCACAGUAAAAGAAGAGAAAAAUGGAAAACAUGAAGAUAAAAAGCCACCAAAGCCAAUAAAAACCAUAUAUGGUGAAGAUAACAUAAAAUUAAAAUUGUUGCAACCGCCAUACAACAACCCUCAAGUUGAGCGGGUGAAACAAAAAAUUGAUUGUAUAUUGAAAGAGCCUGAAAUUUCGACGGAAAAUAUUAUUGCUGCGACUAAAAAAGUAGAAGAAAAAUCUACUGAAACUAUAGAUACCUUUAAAAGAGUAGCUGAUAAAACCAAAUCUGAUAUUCUAGAUGCCAAAAAAGAAGCAGAAACGAAGUUAAAUGAAAUCAGUGAUGCAAUUGAAAAAGAAAACAAUAAACUAUCUUCCGGAAUACGAUCUGAAGCAGCUAAAAUAGUUAAUAGCAUUAUUACUCCCGUAGAAGAACCAAAAGAUAUAUCAGAAAAGCAACAACAGCAACAUAUCAAAGAAAAUAUUGAGCCAAUAGUUAUGGUGGUAAAUGAAAAAAAUAAGAAUGGUCCUAAAACAACUGAGAUUGUCAAAAUGAAUGAAACUUUAGUAAAAGGAGAACCAGAGGUUGAAGUGCAGAGUUCAAAUGUUUCAACACCAGGUGUAAAUAAGAUAACUAUACAAAAUAACGCAAAUGACGGCAGCAUCUCUGAUAAAUCUGCAACAAGCAAUGGCGGUUUUCCUCAAAGCACGAGUACUACACCAAAACCACCACCCAGAACCCAACGUCAGGCAAAACAAGAAAAACAAUCAUCACAGCCUGAGGAAAGCAAAGAAACUAUUCCAGAUGAGAAAAAACCUAACAUCUGUUCGAGACUUAUGGUAAAAUGUAAAGCGAAAUGUUGUUCUUGUUGUGCAAAGCCAAAAGAAGAGGAACAGAAAUCAAAAGACGAACCGAAGGAAGAAACGAGACAAGGAGACAAUAAAGAAGCAAAGAAAGGAACACUGAGCAAACUAAACUGCUUUAAAAAGAAAGACUUGGAAAAAGAGCAAGCUGCUGCUGAAAGAGGAGCUGGUAAAGCAAUGACAAUUGAGUUCGAGAACGAAACGAAACGCAAACGCAAGCUGCGUGACAUACUGUGCUCGUGUUGCCGUCGGCGUCGUGUCAAAGACUCAUCCCAUUUGCCGCGUCGUGUUGCUGAAGUUGGCGUAUCGUCGCCAGUCGUAAAUGAAACUGGCUGUUGUGGCAAGAAACGACAAGAUGUGGAAAGGAGAGACAGCAUUUUUAGUGAUAAUACACCCAAUGGUUGCUGUAAUUAUCGUCUGUGCCAAUGGAUACGAGGCGCUUGUCGCCGGAAAUCGGAACAAGCCUCCAGUCCUCGAGCGAGUCUGUUCUCCAAGAAUAAAAGCUUAUCUCCCACGUUACCUCCAGAGGAUACACGCACAAAACUCGAUCCGUCCCUGGUGGAGCACACAAGUAUGAUACGAGGCGCGAUUCCCGUGCUGCCGAUUUCGCUGGCCUACUUCUGUCUGUUUUGCAAUAUAAUUGUUCCUGGACUUGGUACAAUACUAAGCGGAAUAUUCUGUCUGUGUUUCGGGAUCCCAAGAUUUGGAAUCCACGACAGCCCCAAGCACAGAAUAGGUUUAUUUGUCAUCGAUCUUCUGGUUGGCUGCGGACAACUGUUCACGGUGCUGUUCUGCCUCGUCGGAUGGGGUUGGUCUAUAUGGUGGGGCACCAUCAUGGUCAGAAUAUCACGUAAAUACCGCAAGUUAAAAGCUGAAGCCGCUCUAGAAGAGGCUGAAGCGGCGCCGCCGGUCACAACCAACAACCACACGAGGGCGUAG
Parnassius mnemosyne (clouded apollo) is the source of this 4380-nucleotide messenger RNA. Lineage: Eukaryota; Metazoa; Arthropoda; Insecta; Lepidoptera; Papilionidae. The record is from the annotation of a GenBank genome assembly.